This is a messenger RNA of Guillardia theta CCMP2712, 1060 nucleotides long. RefSeq lists its product as hypothetical. The record is from RefSeq and is a predicted model, not a curated record. The transcript has 8 exons. Lineage: Eukaryota; Cryptophyceae; Pyrenomonadales; Geminigeraceae. Bases 15 to 1013 code for a protein of 332 amino acids.
AGACUCCAGAGCUGAUGUUGUGGAUAGACAGUGACAAACUUCAGUUUCACCGCGGAGAAAUCUGUCGAGUCUGCUGGACUUACCAGCCAAGGCAACAAUCCUUCACCUUCAGCUCAGCAAGGCCCCAGGACAACCAGCUGUCAUACAGCAGCAGAACCUCCCGCUCUUCUUCCUCCUCAGCUCCUGCGUCCUGCACAUGCUCUCAGGGGGGUCAGGCGUGCAGCGCCUGCCAGGGGUCGAUGCCUCCUCCUCCUUCAGUGAAGCUCUACCUUUCAACGGGGUUCAUGAGCUGGAGGGUACUGGGCGAGUCGCUUCCUUUGACCGGCUCUUUCCUUUGGUCUAUCCCAUCCAACUGCCAGCAGGGCUCCUACCAGCUGCAGGCAAAAGUCAAGGGCAGCAAAACCCCCUCCUCGUCCUCCUCUCCCUCCUCCUCAUCCAUCACCACCUCCUCCACCCCCUCUUCUUCCUCUUCGCAAGUCCUCUCCCCCGUUCUCAACAUCUCUAUCAAGGAUGAAAUGUUCAUCGUGUCCCCUGUGGAGGGUACUGAGUGGGUGAUGGGCAAGUUUGCCACGAUCGAAUGGGUUUGCAAAGGAGCGCAAAGGGAUGAUAUCGUGGUUUCAAUUGGUUCGAGAUUCUUUCGACUUGCAACGAUUGCAGAAAAGCAGCCUGAACAAGGAUCAAUACAAUGGAAGGUCCCCGAGACUGGUAUCAGAGCAGGAUGGUAUUUCCUGUCCAUUCACGCAGCAUCAAGUCGCGUCUCUGCCAAGAGCGGGUGGAUUUACAUCAAGGAUCAAGCAACUAUGGAGGAGGAUCUCAGAGAAGAGGAGGAGGCAACAGCACAGACUCUUGAAGAGGACUCAGACACAGCUGCGAGCGCUCCUCCUCCUCCUGCCUUCAUUAUGGACUCCUGGCUGGCGCCUCCUGCCCAUCUCGAUCGUGCACCAGAGAGUGCAGGAGGAGGCGAGGAGAAACAAGGAGGCAACGGCAGCGAGAGGAGAGGAGUGCGCUGCUGACCGAGGCUUGUUUUCAUCACUGAUACAUAAUAUAAAGAAAUACUUCC